Messenger RNA from Olea europaea var. sylvestris, 739 nucleotides. Its product is annotated as transcription factor bHLH87-like. Gene Ontology annotation, molecular function: protein dimerization activity; DNA-binding transcription factor activity. The annotation marks the transcript as partial. The record is from RefSeq and is a predicted model, not a curated record. NCBI's taxonomy places the organism in Eukaryota, Viridiplantae, Streptophyta, Magnoliopsida, Lamiales, Oleaceae. Gene Ontology annotation, biological process: regulation of DNA-templated transcription. The transcript has 2 exons.
AAUGUCAACCAACCCAGAUCUUCAAGCAAGAAGCUUUACACUACAAAGAGAAGCAAUGCACAGAGUGAGCUCAAAGAAAGCCCAGCAAAAUCCAAGAAGUCCAGAUUAGAUAAACAUCCAAAUAUAUCACACAUCAAUUUCCAGCAACAUGUAUCUUCAUCUGAACCCGACUCAGCGGCCAUGGCGCAAAUGAAAGAGAUGAUGUACCGAGCAGCAGCAUUUAAGCCGGUGAAUCUCACCAUGGAGGCCAUGGAGAAGCCCAAGAGGAAGAACAUUAGAAUAUCAACAGACCCACAGACUGUGGCUGCAAGACGAAGGAGAGAAAGGAUAGGUGAAAGAAUUAGGGUUUUGCAGAGGCUGGUCCCAGGAGGUAACAAGAUGGACACUGCAUCAAUGCUUGAUGAAGCUGCUAAUUAUCUCAAAUUCCUCAGAUCACAAAUCAAAGCACUAGAAGAAUUAGGGCACAGUAUGGGAUCAGUGAAUUUCCACCCUACAAAUCUUGCCUACCUUCCAUUCAUAAACUCAUUUGCCAUGCAAACCAAUUUUUGUUUCCAAAACCCUAACCCAAACCACCAUUCCAAGACAUAAGAUGGUAAGUUAAUGAGUAUUUCUAAUUAAUUUUGUAGCCGAAAGUCAAGAUACUUCACAAAAGAACACGAAGAUGAUCAAUCAUACGAGUUCUACAAUUUUCUCAUUGUAAUCCAAGCUUAUUCUCGGUAAAUUUGAACAUUAUAAAUUU